Messenger RNA from Lizanozyma spartinae, 1194 nucleotides. RefSeq names its product iron-sulfur cluster assembly protein (gene CIA1). NCBI's taxonomy places the organism in Eukaryota, Fungi, Ascomycota, Pichiomycetes, Serinales, Debaryomycetaceae. Gene Ontology annotation, molecular function: protein binding. Gene Ontology annotation, cellular component: cytosolic [4Fe-4S] assembly targeting complex. Gene Ontology annotation, biological process: iron-sulfur cluster assembly. The transcript has a single exon. The record is from RefSeq and is a predicted model, not a curated record. Bases 1 to 1194 code for a protein of 397 amino acids.
AUGAAUCUCAUAGCAUCAAUUGCUGCUCAUAAAGACAAGUGCUGGAGCGUGGCCAGUCAUCAAUCAUUACCAUUGCUUGCAACAUCUUCCACGGACAAGACGUCAAAGAUCUACAAGCUCCUGGCCAAACAACACUUCCCCCAAGUAGCCGUUCUAGAAGAUGCCCAUAAGAGAUCUAUACGGUCUGUUGCCUUCCAACCUCCAGUCAACGGUUUGCAAACAGGAGAACCCGUCGAUCUACCAGUAGUGGCCAAUGGGUCCUUUGAUCUGAACAUCUCCGUGUGGGGAAUCGAUGAACCUGAAGAAUUGGAUGAGUUGGAGUCAGAUAAGUUGGAUGACUCGGAUGACUCAAAUGUACAAGCAGUCAAAGAUAUCCUUUGUUCCAGUAAUAAUGAAUGGAUGCUUAUGGCAUUAAUAGAGGGCCAUGAGAAUGAAGUCAAAGCCGUUGCUUGGAAUCAUACAGGUCAGUAUUUGGCCAGUUGCUCUAGAGAUAAAACGGUUUGGAUAUGGGAAACCGAUCCUCAGACAUUAGAUGAGUUUGAAUGUGUGGCAGUGUUUAAUGACCAUGAUCAAGACGUCAAACACGUUUCUUGGUGCGAUAACCGUAACAUGUUAGCUCUGAGUAGUUAUGAUGAUACUAUCAGAGUUUAUGUUAAGGAAGAUGGUGAAGAUGAUUGGGAUUGUGCGACCAUAUUAAAUGGUCAUACUGGUACUGUUUGGUGCUCUCAAUUUGAGCCAUCACAGAGGAGUGACACUGACAAAAUAAGAUUGGUAUCUUGCUCAGAUGAUUUGAGUGUUAGAAUAUGGAGCUCGUCAGCAGCAGGCUCAUCUUCAUCUGCUCCUGCUACUGCUGCUACUGCUGAACGUUUACCUUCGUCCAUCAAACAUACUCAUGAUGAUCAAAUAUGGGAAUUGGAAACCAUCUUGCCAGCAGUGCACCAGUACUCCAUUUACUCUGUUGCCUGGUCCCCCUAUUCAGGCAGAAUCGUAAGCAGUGGAGCGGAUGGCAAAAUAGUCGUCUACAAGCAAGACAGUAGCGAUGACCGUCAAUGGACCAUUGAACAAGUGAAGGAGAAUGGCCAUGGGAUAAAUGAAAUCAACUGUGUCACGUGGUCUAUAUUAGACGAUGGAACAACAGAAGUCAUAGUAUCUGCUGGUGAUGAUGGAAUGGUAAAUAUAUGGAACAGUAGUUAA